AUGCGGCGUGUGCGCUGGGCUCACAUCAAUCACCUGCUCCUCUCUUGGCCAACUCUGGUUUUGAUAUUUGGCUCCAUCAUGAAAGCGGUCGGCAUCGCAGCGCUCGUUUCCCUCCGCCUCCUCGGCGUGCUGGCGCUGCUCCUGAUUGGCUGCGUCCGGCGAGGGGAGGCGGGACCCGUCAUUCGGCCGCUCAGCCCGGUUUUGAGGAGUCCAAACACGUACCGGGCCGCAGAGGAGGUCUCGCUGCACGCUCAGCGCUCCGAGACGGAGGAGGAGUCGAACGUCAGGCUGAACGUUCCGGUGGCGGACGAGGAGGAGCACGUGGUGGUCUGCUGCUUGCACAGCAACAUCCUGGACGUCUACCUGAAGGACGUCUUCGACGGCCUCGACGACGGGCAUCCCAGAAUGCACCAGCUGCACUCGGACCUCAGCAGAGCCGGCCAAGACCUCAAAGAGCACGGAUGCAACGCGCCGCACUACCGAGACCACCGGCACGUGGUGCAGUUCCGCGACAAGCUGGCCCAGAUGGACAGCAGUCGUGGCCUGAAAAAGGCCUUGAGCGAGGUGAACAUUCUCUUCACCUAUCUACAUGACAACUGCGUGAGCGCCGCCCGCUGACGCACACAAGCAACUACCACCACUAUGACUACUUUAUUUAUUGGCUUAUUUAAUCGUUGGCCUUGCUAUUUAUGUGGUUGUUACCAUGGAGACGUGUUACAGUACUGACAUUUCAAAUAAACUUGCUUCUUUCAACAACAACAA
This is a messenger RNA of Syngnathus typhle (broad-nosed pipefish), 762 nucleotides long. RefSeq lists its product as uncharacterized. Bases 1 to 618 code for a protein of 205 amino acids. The record is from RefSeq and is a predicted model, not a curated record. The transcript is spliced from 5 exons. NCBI's taxonomy places the organism in Eukaryota, Metazoa, Chordata, Actinopteri, Syngnathiformes, Syngnathidae.